Messenger RNA from Castor canadensis (American beaver), 1383 nucleotides. The record is from RefSeq and is a predicted model, not a curated record. NCBI's taxonomy places the organism in Eukaryota, Metazoa, Chordata, Mammalia, Rodentia, Castoridae.
AGCAGCCGUGGCUAGGCUUGUCGCGACAGGAGCGGUGGCCGCGGUAGCAGCCCAGGGCCGCACACCUGUGCCCAGCAGCAGUGGCAGGACGAAGGGGUGGGGUCGGUGCCAGCCACUGUGAGUGAGCCACAGAAGGACGGGGAAGCUCCCAGCUGGGAUUCCACUGCUGGGAACAACCUUUGGCUGCCAGAGAGGUGGCACCAAGCUGGGACCACUGGUGCAGAAAAACAUGUGCAGAAACAGCUAGAGGCCUCGGGGCAGGUAAACGUUUGGUCCAGGGGUAGAAAGGCAAGGAGAGCCGGGCCCGGGACCAUGACUGCCUCCCACCUGGACUUCGGGGAGGUAGAAACUUUCCUGGACAGGCACCCAGAGUUGUUUGAAGAUUACUUGAUGCGGAAGGGGAAGCAGGAGAUGGUGGAGAAGUGGCUGCAGAGGCACAGUCAGAGUCAGGGGGCUUCAGGCCCGAGGCCCACUCUAGCUGGCACCGGCAGCUUGGCUCCCAGUGGUGGCAGAGGCAGCAGCGGCGUUGGUGGUAGCGCUGGACCCCAUGGAGCCACCAACAGCCAGCUCACACCCGGUGGUGGGGACUGUGGUGGGGUUUCCCUGAGUUCCAGCUGGGCUAGUGGCAACCGGGGCGAUGGGAGUCUGCAGCGGAGAGCCUCUCAGAAAGAGCUGAGGAAGAGUUUUGCUCGCUCCAAGGCCAUCCAUGUGAACAGGACCUACGAUGAGCAGGUGACCUCCCGGGCCCAGGAGCCUCUGAGCAGUGUGCGGAGGAGGGCACUUCUCCGGAAGGCCAGCUCCCUGCCCCCCACCACAGCCCACAUCCUCAGUGCCCUGCUGGAAUCAAGGGUGAAUCUGCCUCAGUAUCCCCCUACGGCCAUCGACUACAAGUGUCACCUUAAAAAGCACAAUGAACGUGAGUUCUUCCUGGAACUGGUCAAGGAUAUCUCCAAUGACCUUGACCUCACCAGCCUAAGCUACAAGAUCCUCAUCUUUGUCUGUCUCAUGGUGGACGCUGACCGAUGCUCUCUCUUCCUAGUGGAAGGGGCAGCUGCUGGCAAGAAGAGUUUGGUCUCCAAAUUCUUUGAUGUGCAUGCAGGAACCCCAUUGUUGCCCUGCAGCAGCACAGAGAACUCAAAUGAGGUGCAGGUCCCCUGGGGCAAAGGCAUCAUUGGCUAUGUCGGGGAGCAUGGAGAAACGGUCAACAUUCCUGAUGCCUACCAGGAUCGAAGAUUCAAUGAUGAAAUUGAUAAGCUAACUGGAUACAAGACAAAAUCACUAUUGUGCAUGCCUAUCCGAAGCAGUGAUGGUGAGAUUAUUGGUGUGGCACAAGCGAUAAAUAAGAUUCCUGAAGGUGCUCCAUUUUCGGAAGAUGAUGAAAAA